ACAAAACCUGUACAAUUCACCAUAUAGCAAGGGAAAAGAAAAAAUGUUUAGUGUUCUAAAAAUGUUAGAGAAAACAUUUAACGAGUUAUUUUACAUGCAUCCCAUUUCAUUUUCUUUCCCCUCUUUUAUCUUGUUUGUUUUCUUCCUUUACAAAUGGCUCUUUACAGACUCUUCAAAAAUUCAAAACUUACCGCCAUCACCACCAAAACUUCCGAUUCUAGGACAUCUGCCUAAGCUAGGUGAACUCCCUCACAGAACUCUGAAAUCUUGGUCUGAGCGAUAUGGUGAGCUUAUGUUGAUAUACUUGGGCGGAAAACCUACACUUGUAGUCUCGUCUGCAAAGGUAGCGAAAGAAAUCAUGAAAACACAUGAUGCUGUAAUAUCCAAUAGGGGUAAGUUUAGUAUAAAUGAUAAGCUGUUUUACAAUAGCAGGGAUGUUGCUGCUUCCUGUUAUGGAGAAUAUUGGAGGCAGAUGAAGAGUAUAUUUGUGCUUCAGCUUUUGAGCAGUAAAAGAGUUCGGUCUUUUAGGGGUAUAAGAGAGGAAGAAACAGCUUCUCUGAUGGAGAAGAUUCGGCAAAGUAAUGCAUCGGUUGUGAAUUUGAGCGCGAUGUUUAUGGUGUUGACGAAUGAUGUUGUAUGCAGGGUUGCAUUUGGAAGAAAAUACAGCACUGAAAAUCACCAGCAUGGUGAAGGUGGUGUUGAUUUUAAGGUGGUUUUGAAGGAGUUUGUGGAGUUGCUUGGCACUUUUAAUGUUGGAGAUUUUGUACCCUGGUUGGGAUGGGUGAAUAGAUUUAAUGGUUUGAAUGCGAAGGUGGAGAGAGUUUCAAAAAGCUUUGACUUGCUACUGGAAGAGAUACUUACAGAGCACUCUGAUCGACUAAAUCGAACAGGAUACGAUAAUGAUGAUGAGAAUGGAGGUAAGGAUUUUGUAGACGUUUUACUUCAGCUGCAGAAGGAAAAUUCCAUUGGUUUCCCUCUUGAAAGAGAGAGCAUCAAAGCUUUGGUAAUGGAUGCCUUUGCAGCAGGAACAGAUACGACUUACACGGUGCUAGAAUGGGCUAUGACAGAACUCUUAAUAAAACCUAGAAUCAUGGAAGAAGUUCAAAAAGAGGUAAGAGGAAUUGGUGGAGAGAAAGAUCACAUAACAGAAGAUGAUUUGGAGAAAAUGAAGUAUUUGAAAGCAGUGACGAAGGAGACUCUAAGAAUGUACCCACCAAUCCCGUUACUGGUGCCUCGAGAAUCAACGGAAGAUGUAAAGAUAAAUGGUUACGACGUUGCUGCUAGGACUCUUAUUUUUGUUAAUGCUUGGGCAGUUCAGAGAGACCCUGCUAUAUGGGAAGAGCCCGAGGAGUUUCGUCCUGAAAGGUUUAUGAACUCAACGAUAGAAUUAAAACGACAGGACUUUGAGCUGAUUCCAUUCGGGGGUGGCAGAAGGAUGUGCCCAGGGAUGUCAUUUGCGAUGGCUAAUAACGAGCUUGUGUUAGCAAAUCUUGUGCAUAAGUUCGAUUGGGCGUUACCUGUUGGAGUCAAUGCUGAAACGUUGGACAUGUCUGAAUGUACUGGUCUUACUAUACACAGAAAAACUCCUCUUCUUGCUGUUGCCACUCCACAUGUUUACUAGAAAAGAUAGGGAGUUCAUUAUUGAUCUGCAAGUUGUGCAACAGUAUAAGUCACAGUUCAAUAAAGUUCUAUAGUAUAGUGUAUAUGUUUAGUAUUUCUGAAGGUGUAAUACUGUAAUGUAAUGACAAGCAAAUGCUGCAAGUUGAAACAACUUAAGGAAUUUAAGUAUCAAUGCAUCUUUAGUUAAGUAUGUCAUUGUUGUUUUGUCCUGUAAUUUUUAUUAGUUCUGUACUUGUUACUCCGUAUCAUUGUAGAGGUAUUAAUGAAGCAAAAGCGAAGUUAAUGAAA
Spinacia oleracea (spinach) is the source of this 1908-nucleotide messenger RNA. Its product is annotated as cytochrome P450 736A117-like. NCBI's taxonomy places the organism in Eukaryota, Viridiplantae, Streptophyta, Magnoliopsida, Caryophyllales, Amaranthaceae. The record is from RefSeq and is a predicted model, not a curated record. The coding region runs from base 44 to 1621 and encodes 525 amino acids. Gene Ontology annotation, molecular function: iron ion binding; oxidoreductase activity, acting on paired donors, with incorporation or reduction of molecular oxygen; heme binding. The transcript has 2 exons.